Conger conger (European conger) is the source of this 1974-nucleotide messenger RNA. RefSeq names its product C-reactive protein-like. Lineage: Eukaryota; Metazoa; Chordata; Actinopteri; Anguilliformes; Congridae. The record is from RefSeq and is a predicted model, not a curated record. The transcript has 4 exons. Bases 832 to 1701 code for a protein of 289 amino acids.
UUCGUCAACAACAACGGACAUUCGUCAGCAACCGCUCCAUGUGUUGCUAGAACACCCUGGGUAAAUGAAUCUGCCAUAAUGAGAAUUCAUUUUCGGACAACGCUCCCCCCUGCCGACAAUGCUUCACCAUAAAUGGACGGAUUUCAGGCUACUGGCGAGUGUUGUCUGCACUGAAGUUUGGGUUAUUUUGUCUUACACGUAUCUUUUCUGGUCCAGUCUACCGAAUAAUGGCAGUGUUUGCUAAAUAUAAUUCCACCGGAUUCAUAGUAAUCUUUCUUGUAGCUUUUCGUAAUGGCAGUGUUUUGUUCUCCUCAGCUAGCUAUGAUCUCAUUGAUUUCUUAUUUCAGGUGGUUGUAUUGGAACCGGCGCGCUAUCCUAGUUAAACGUGCGUUGUAGCGUCACAAAACGUGCUAACGUGGACUAUGUAAUGUUAAUGCCUGUCUUCAAGACGCAGUGAAGAAUUCUGCGCCAUUCCGCGAUAACUCAGAAUUCAGUGUUAUUGUCCCAAUUCCGUGAAAUCCUCCGUGAUUCCGCGAUCGCCGAUUCCAUAGGGCCGUACAUAUGUUAGUUGCAUAUCUCACACGCUAAUUCAGUCACAUUUCUGAUUAGUGAAACAUAGCCUAGCCUAUAUGGCAGUUCAUAUGUGAGUUAUCGUUUUCCAGUGUCCAUGGUUCACAUUAAACAACAAUUAUUUCCCACUGUAACAUCUGUAACAAAUGUAUUGAUAAUAAAUGUGCCAUUUGUAAAGGAAGUCUUAGUCUUCAACUAAGCUUGGUGUAUGAUGGCAAGACCACCACCACGGCUGGAGCUCAGGCUUUUUCAUUGUACUGUAUGCCUCAUGAAAAGUACAAAAGCACUGCCGCCUCACAGCAAGGAGGUCCUGGCUUCAAAUCCCCGUCGGCCGGGGCCUCUCUGUGUGGAGUCUGCAUGUUCUCCCCGUGUUCGUGUGGGUUUCCUCCGGGUACUCCGGUUUCCUCCCACAGUCCAAAGACAUGCAGAAUUUGUGCAGGAUCUAUGAUGAUGCAGAAGCUGGUGGUUUUACUCAUCCUGCUCUUUGGCAGCUCUACAAAGUCAGAAGAUCUUACAGGGAAAGCUUUUACCUUUCCAUCGGAGUCUAUUACUCGAUAUGCAACGCUCACGCCUGAUGUGGAUGGACCUUAUUCAGCUGUGACACUCUGCCUGAGAUUCUUCCCUGAGAAUGGAAGAGCACAUUCCCUCUUCUCCCUGGCCACACCAUCAAGAAACAAUGAUUUUUUGCUGUAUUACCCAGAAAAAGGAAAAUAUAGUUUGCAUGUCGAUAGUGAACUUCAUGAAUUCCUGGGGAUGCCAGACAAUCAAAACGAAAAGAAUUCGGUCUGCUGGACCUGGGACGGUAAAACCGGAUUUACUCAAGUGUGGGUGAAUGGAAAGCGCAGUAUAAAGGCAAAGAUCUACACAGGAGUUAUUGCAGCUUCAACUCCUAGCAUAAUCCUUGGCCAAGAUCAGGACAGUUAUGGUGGGGGCUUUGAUCCAAAUCAGUGUUUUGUUGGAGACCUUUCAGAUGUCCACAUGUGGAAUUAUGUUCUUAAUCCUUGUGAAAUCCAGACUUACAUGAAUGGCUUUGCAUUUCCACCAGGAAAUGUUCUGAAUUGGAAAGCACUAAAUUACAAAGUAAAUGGAGAAGUGUUUGUAGAACCAAACGAUUCAGCUUGCCAUUCUUAGAAAGCAAGCAAACUAAAGUAUGCAAUACAAAAGUAAAAACGUGCUAAUAAAUAAAAGCUUUGCGCUGAAUAUAUUCUUGUUUAUGUUUCUCUUCUAGUAGCCUCUCAUAUGUGUGCAUUUACUUUGGUUCUGAAUUGGCAUAGUUAAUUAGGUCUUAAUGAUGUUACAUCUUUAUUCACUGGUCUGGGAAUGAUGUUGGACUGGUUGUAACAAACAAGUACAGUAUUUUCUUUGCAUGCAAACAGCAAACAUAUUAAAAAUAAAUGUAAAACA